Molecule: messenger RNA, 3924 nt
Organism: Protobothrops mucrosquamatus (brown spotted pit viper)
Lineage: Eukaryota; Metazoa; Chordata; Lepidosauria; Squamata; Viperidae
Gene: KIF7
Product: kinesin family member 7
Exons: 18
Coding region: 1-3855 (1284 amino acids)
Biological process (GO): microtubule-based movement; mitotic spindle organization
Molecular function (GO): ATP binding; microtubule binding; microtubule motor activity
Source: RefSeq, a predicted model, not a curated record
AUGGGUCUGAAAGCCAAGGUCCAACCAUUGAUGGAAGAGACCCCGGUCAGGGUAGCCGUGCGCAUUCGGCCACUGUUGCCCAAGGAAAAGUUACACGGGCACCAGACCUGCCUCCAGGGAGACCCUGAGAAGAAGGAGGUGACUUUGGGCCACAGCCAACGUUUCCAGUUUGAGACCAUCUUCACCGAAACAUCAGACCAGGUCUCUGUGUAUGCCACCUGUGUCCAGCCCCUGGUGGAAGCGUUCCUGGAAGGCUUUAAUGUCACCGUCUUUGCUUACGGCCAGACCGGGUCGGGGAAGACCUACACCAUUGGAGAAGCACGUGUCUCUUCCAUCCGUGAGGAUGAGCAGGGCAUAAUCCCUCGAGCCAUGGCUGAGGCCUUCAAGCUGAUGGAUGAGAACGAUCUGCUCAACUACACGGUCCGCGUCUCUUAUCUGGAAGUGUACAAGGAGGAGUUCCGAGACUUGUUGCAAGUGGACACAGCCAGCAAGGACAUACAGAUAUGGGAGGAUGACAGAGGCAAUAUAGUGCUGCACGGGGUGAAGGAAACUGAAGUGGAAGGUCUGGAUGAGGUUCUGAGCCUGCUGGAAAUGGGCAAUGCAGCCAAGCACACGGGAGGCACCCGCCUCAACAGGAAGUCAAGUCGCUCCCAUACCAUCUUCACUGUGACCAUGGCACAAAGGCAGAGCAGCAACUGCCUCGCUCGCUUCGCCUGCCCAGAGAAGACUUUGGCUCCAACCUCUGGGCAGAUCCUCACUUCCAAGUUUCACUUUGUGGAUUUGGCCGGUUCUGAGCGGGUGAUGAAGUUGGGGUGUACCGGGGAGAGGCUGAAGGAGAGUAUCCAGAUCAACGCCAGCCUCUUGGCCUUGGGAAACGUCAUCAGUGCCCUGGGAGACCCACGCCGGAAAAGCAGCCACAUCCCAUAUCGGGAUUCCAAAAUCACCAGGAUCUUGAAAGGCUCUUUGGGCGGGAACGCCAAAACGGUGAUGAUCGCCUGCGUUAGCCCUUCCUCCUCCGACUUUGAUGAGAGUCUGACAACUCUGAAUUAUGCCCGGUGGGCUCAGAAUAUCAAAAAUUGGGCCGUGGUGAAUUGCAGCAAGGAGGUGGAGCCCGUAGAAGCCCUACAGCUGCGUCUCAAGAAGUUUCAGAGGGCCCUGGAACAGAGACACCGCUCGGAGACUCGCAUCAUCCGUCGAUCGGAGGUGCCCAUCAAGGGUCACGUGGAGGAAAACGUGGCUCGCUUACGAGCUGAAUGCAACCACUACCGGACUUGCACAGAUGCCGCCUAUCAGCUCUUGAUGGAGCUGCAAGGCUAUUUGACAGAGGAACAGGGGCUCCAAGUGAAGGGCUGGCUGUGUGCAGUGGAAAACGGGGCCGGUGAGCUGAGCUUGAUCUCUGGCGUAGACAGCGGGAUCGGAAGCACUUCGGCUGAGGAGCUGCACUCCAAAACUUCCAGUUCCAAACUGGUCAAGACUCAGGAGGAGCAUCAACGAGGACCCGAGAUGGUGAGAAGGGAGGAGGUGGUGAGGCUGGAGGAGCAAGUAGAGCGCUUAGAGAAGGAGAACCAGGAUUUCUUGGCUGCCCUUGAGGAUGCUAUGGAGCAGUACAAAGCCCAGGGCGCCAAAUUGCGAGAACAGGAAGAUACCAUCUCCGAACUUCAGAAGUACCUAAAGAUGCCCCAUUUGGGCAUGCCUGAACUGCUAGGGAUUGUCCCCCUGGUGAAGCUUGACCAAAGGCCACACACAGCUCCUGUGGAUGCACACCAGUCCCACCACUGGCUCAAGCUUGCCUGUAAUAAUCCCAGUAAGUUAUCUCAGGGAAGUAUCCAAGUGAACAGAACCCACAGCUGGAGCAAAGAGGAGCUUUCAACCAAAAAGAAUAAAAAAUACAACUCAAAAUCCCCAGAGGCAGCUCAGGAUAAAUCUUUGGAACUGUCUAAAGAUGGUAGGCAACAGGAGCUGGGCAGUCCAGCAGGGAGCUUUCCAGGCAAGGAUUCAGAAUGGCAGCUGCUUCAGGCCCACCAGAAGAUCCGUGAAUUGGCCAUCAACAUCCGUAUGAAAGAGGACCUGAUAGUAGAGCUCAUUAAGACAGGCAAGCAUGCUCAGGCCAUGAACAAGCAGUACCAGCAGAAGAUCCAACAUCUGGAGGAGGAAGCCGAGGAGGUGCGGGUGGAGCUGAACGAUGGCCAGAGGCAGUUGCAAGAGCUGCAAAGCAAAGAACCGCGUGAUCCUGCCGAAAAGUGGAAACUCCAGGAAUAUCGCAGCAAAGUAGAAGCUGCUCAGAGCAAGGCGAAGAUCCUGCAGGAGAAGAAGCGGGUGACUGAAAGACUAGCCUCCUUCUCUGCUCAAAACGAGAAACGCCUGCUGGAGCUAGAGAGGAACGUGCAGCUGAUGCGGCAGCAGCAAGGGCAGCUUCAGAAGCGCUUGCGGCAAGAAGUGGAGCAGAAGCGACGCUUGGAAACGGAGAUGCAGAAGAGGCAACAUCGGGUCAAGGAGUUGGAGCUGAAGCACGAGCAGCAUCAGAAGAUUCUGAGGAUCAAAACUGAGGAAGUAGCUGCCUACCAGCGGAAGCACAGGAGCGGCAGCAAUGACUCCAUGAUCAGCCUAGAACAGCAGCAGAAAAUUGAAGAACAGAAGAAGUGGUUGGAUGUAGAGAUGGAAAAAGUCCUCAAGCAACGGCGGGCCCUGGGUGAGCUGGAAGAUGAAUUGACCAAGAGAGAAGCUAUUGUUGCCAAGAAAGAAGCUCUCCUUCAGGAGAAGAACGACCUGGAAAACAAGAGACUCCGGUCUAGCCAGGCUCUGAAUGAUGACAUUCUUCGUGUCUCCAGCCGUCUUGAGUACCUGGAGAAAGAGCUAACCCAGAGGAACGGGCAGCUUUGCCACAGCAGCGCACAGGACCAGCAGCACAUCCGGCAAGAAAUUAAUAACUUGCGGCAGGAGAAGGACCAGUUGCUCAAGCAGAGAUUGGAGAUUGAUGAGAAAUUACAUCAGGGCACCUUGCUAUCAGCCGAGGAGGAGCGGAUACUUUUCCAGCUGGAUGAAGCCAUCGAAGCCCUGGAUGCUGCCAUAGAAUAUAAGAAUGAGUCCAUUACUUGCAGGCAGCGAGUUGUGAGGUCCUCCGCCAGCCUUCUGUCCCAAUGUGAGAUGAACCUUAUGGCAAAACUCAGCUACCUCUCUUCUUCCGAGACCCGGGCACUUCUUUGCAAAUACUUUGAUAAGGUGGUGACCUUGCGGGAGGACCAGCACAAGCAGAGUGUGGCCUUUUCUGAACUGGAAAUGCAGCUGGAGGAGCAGGUCCAGCUGGUGUUUUGGUUGGAGGUGGCCCUGGAGCGUCAACGCUUGGAGAUGGACCGCCAGCUGACCUUGCAACAGAAGGAACAUGAACAGGACAUUCAGCUUCUGCUCCAGCAGAGUCGGGAGCACAUAGAAGGGCAGGGAAACAGCAGGCUUCAGUAUGAGCAAAAGAUCCAGACGCUGGAAAAGGAAUUGGCUCAUUGCAAAUGGCGAAACGAGGAAUUAAACCAAAAGUUAAAGCAGUCAGAGGGACACAGCGGAGGUAUGGAUAGACCCCAUUCACUCAGCACAUAUGAAGAUUUUACCAAAAAUAGCCAGCCCCAGGACUUGGUGCAUACGCCGUUACCGUCCACGUGGAGGCGCUGCUCACUUUCUAGUGCCAAUAACUUGAUAGUGGAAGAUUUUCGUCAAAUGGAGACAGAUUAUCUCGUAAGGUCUAACCAAGCCAAGGAGAUUCCUUUGCCGCCCAGAUCCCGGAAGGAAUUGCACCGGGCCAGCCAGAAUGCCAUUCCUGGAUUGUCUUACCCAGAAAUCAUUGAUGUCAGAAAAAAUCCACUCUAGUUCUGAGAUGUUGACUGUGUUCCAUCUAAAAUAAGCUAAUAAGAGCCUUCUGAACGUAACUGCUCAUAA